CUUUUGAAAAUUUUUCGACUGCGCGAGGUUGGAUUUUGAAAAAAAAAGUGGGAAAGUAUGGUGCUAGUUUUGUACGGGGAACCACGGCUGAAGUGCGCGUUGUUUUUGGUUUUGCUGAAGUUUUACGGAGGAUUUGUUGUGAAAUGUGUCAGUUGAACGAUUGGCAGAGCUGUAUUAUUCGCACGGUAAAACGGAACCCCUGUCGGCGGCCAUCAUAUACGACAGGGUGGCCUGGGAGGCAGGUCCGGAGGCGGUCCAGGGCAACAGCAUCCCUGCCACCCCCGCCAUGGAGACCAGCUAUGUCCCGAACAACCCUCAGUUUGGGCUACAGCUGGAGUGCAACUGGAUACCCAGCCCUUCAGUUGUGCAGCAACAGCAGCAGAUCGGAUCCUCCUGUGCAGAAGAUUUUGCUCCUUGGCCGUCAGGAGGAGCUGUAGAUAGUGAUAUGGCCUCGUUCUCAUUGCCAUUGGACCUAGAUCCUUUGCCGAGUCUAUUUCCCUUCUCACCUGCAGCUUACAAGACAGAACCCUGUGGUGGACCUCCAAGCCCAUCACCAUCUUCAAACUUCCUAUUCAGAGAUGGCGGCAAACAACACAACCAAAUCCAACCAUGUGGAGGAGGAGACGUUGCAGACGUACUACUUUCGCUCAAACAUGCUGUCGUCCAUCCCCACCAAGAUCAGCAGGCCCUUUACCAUCACCCUCAAGUUCUACUAUCUCCAAACAGUGGGGCUUACCCACCAGCAUCUACCAGUUUCUGUGAUUCCUUCAACGCUUCGCAGCAGACUUCUCCAGCUUCCCUCUUCCCCAGCAUGUCAGUUAACGUGUCCAUGAACAUGACUAUGCAUCCCCCUGGGUACCACGCAUCUUCAGGGCCAGCUGUAUCUGGUUAUCAGACGAUUGCUGAGUGUCCACAGGUUCAGUGGAGUGCCUGCAGCCCCCACCAAAUCACACCGUCCCCAAACAGCCACCAAGGGCUUCUGAGCCCAAGUUAUGGAGGAGCGACGUAUUCCUUCACGGCAGACUUCAGACCGACCUCAAAUCAAGAUAUUUACAGAUCUCAUCCUCACGUACAGAUGGCGUUUCCUUCGAGCAGAAACGGUAGGAAAUCCACGUCCGCAUUGACCCUAAUCGAUGACGAUUGUCACAAACCGAACGUUUGUCGUAUAUGCGGCAAGAGUUAUGCGAGACCCAGUACUCUGAAGACGCACCUGCGUACGCACUCUGGCGAGAAACCUUACAGGUGUUUGGAUUGCAGCAAGUCGUUUUCGCAGGCGGCCAAUUUGACAGCACACGUGCGCACCCAUUCUGGGGAAAAACCAUUCCGGUGUCCAGUGUGCGACCGACGGUUCUCUCAGUCCUCAUCAGUGACAACGCACAUGCGCACUCAUUCUGGAGAACGACCAUACCGUUGCAGACUCUGCAAAAAAGCUUUUUCGGACAGUAGCACACUAACGAAGCAUCUAAGAAUUCAUUCCGGGGAAAAACCAUACGAGUGUAAACUUUGUCUGCUAAGGUUCAGUCAGAGCGGCAAUUUGAAUCGUCAUAUGCGUGUCCACGGUGCUGCAGCGGCCAUGUUGACAUCGUGACCUGCAUUUUGGACAGCCCUACGGCCAAAUUGGCAACUGUAAUGUGAAAUCCCAAGGUCCAUUUCAUUUCGCGAAUGCUUAUGUGUCUCGAAACCCCAAUAACAGGCGUUUCUCACAAAAUACAGAGCAUUUCAUACAACGAAAUUUUUCUCGAUUGGGACAGUUCAUAACAUAAUCGACUUAACGAUUGCCGACAAUAAGAGAUCUACGCGUCUGAUGGUACGAUAGACUAAGGUUCUCAUUGAAUAUAAACAACGAUACAUCGCCAAGUAACCAAAGAAAAUACCCUGAAGAAUUAAACAGUUGGAAAUUCGUCUACACACUAGUCAUUUUGUACAUAAAUAUCCUGUGAACGUACUGAAAA
Coccinella septempunctata (seven-spotted ladybird) is the source of this 1952-nucleotide messenger RNA. RefSeq names its product protein glass-like (gene Gl). The coding region runs from base 287 to 1588 and encodes 433 amino acids. NCBI's taxonomy places the organism in Eukaryota, Metazoa, Arthropoda, Insecta, Coleoptera, Coccinellidae. The transcript is spliced from 9 exons. The record is from RefSeq and is a predicted model, not a curated record. Gene Ontology annotation, cellular component: nucleus.